Messenger RNA from Betta splendens (Siamese fighting fish), 987 nucleotides. RefSeq names its product peroxiredoxin 3 (gene prdx3). Gene Ontology annotation, biological process: cell redox homeostasis; response to oxidative stress; hydrogen peroxide catabolic process. Gene Ontology annotation, molecular function: thioredoxin peroxidase activity. Bases 83 to 817 code for a protein of 244 amino acids. The transcript is spliced from 7 exons. The record is from RefSeq and is a predicted model, not a curated record. NCBI's taxonomy places the organism in Eukaryota, Metazoa, Chordata, Actinopteri, Anabantiformes, Osphronemidae. Gene Ontology annotation, cellular component: mitochondrion; cytosol.
ACGUUUUGCUGUACAGGUGUGUGUCAGGUCCGUGCGUACAUCAUGACGCAAUACCGCGCUCGCGCCGCCCUCCUCUGACAAAAUGGCAGCCCUCAUCGGCAGACUGUUCAGGACUUCUACAAAGGUUGCAGUGAAUGGAUUCACUGCAGCCUGUCAGCGUGGGGCCUCUGCCAGGAUCCUGACAUCGCCUGCACUUCAGACGGCCUGUUUCUCUACCACAGGCUCCAGAUGGGCUGCUGCUGUUACUCAGCCGGCUCCUGCUUUCAAGGCCACAGCUGUUUACAAUGGAGAGUUCAAGGAUCUGAGUCUUGCUGAUUUCAAGGGCAAAUACCUAGUCCUCUUCUUCUACCCACUGGAUUUCACCUUUGUGUGUCCAACAGAGAUCAUCUCAUUCAGUGACAAGGCCAAUGAAUUCCAUGAUGUCAACUGUGAGGUCGUUGGUGUGUCUGUGGACUCUCAUUUCACCCACCUGGCGUGGAUUAACACCCCACGCAAGGCUGGAGGCUUAGGCAACAUCCACAUCCCCUUGCUCUCAGACUUGAACAAGCAGAUCUCCAGAGACUAUGGGGUACUGCUAGAGGGCCCAGGGAUCGCACUCAGGGGCUUGUUCAUCAUUGAUCCCAACGGUGUGGUGAAGCAUAUGAGUGUCAACGACCUUCCCGUGGGCCGUAGCGUAGAUGAGACACUGCGUCUGGUGAAGGCGUUCCAGUUUGUGGAGACCCACGGUGAGGUGUGUCCAGCCAGCUGGACCCCACACUCCCCAACAAUUAAACCAACACCUGAAGGAUCUAAGGAGUACUUUGAAAAAGUCAACUAAAGUUCUUCAAAACUGAUCUAAACAGCAAAUGGUACCAAGCUAGCAAUGUAUACUCCAUAAAGUUGUUUUUACUCUUACAGCUAAAUACAAUAUUCAUUACAAAUGAUUUGCCAGACUUGUCUAGUAAUCUUAUUUAAAAAAAAUCGAAUAAAGUCACCUUUCUUCCGAGA